This is a messenger RNA of Chenopodium quinoa (quinoa), 3623 nucleotides long. RefSeq names its product probable LRR receptor-like serine/threonine-protein kinase At1g56140. Bases 237 to 3287 code for a protein of 1016 amino acids. The record is from RefSeq and is a predicted model, not a curated record. The transcript has 24 exons. Gene Ontology annotation, molecular function: protein binding; ATP binding; protein kinase activity. Lineage: Eukaryota; Viridiplantae; Streptophyta; Magnoliopsida; Caryophyllales; Amaranthaceae. Gene Ontology annotation, biological process: protein phosphorylation.
AUAGAGUAUACUUGUAUAAAAAUAAGGCAAUAGGAUCUCGAUGUUCCAACUCCCAAGACGACUUUUGUACGUAGUAGACUGCUUUUUAUUGCCUGAGCAACCUUAUACAUAUAAAACCCACACCACCAACUACAUUAGUUGGUCCAUUUUCUUCAUCUUUGUUUCCCCUAAAAAAUAAUGUCAUAGCCAUCAUUUCCUUAUACUCUCUUUUCUCUCAAGAGCUAUCUUCUUCAAAAAUGGCGGCUGCUGCUUUGAAUAGGAUCAGACUGAGCAACCUUCCUCGGCUAACAUGGUGGUGCCGCUACAUGAUUGUGGCGAUUAUGAUUGCGUCGUGCUCAUCUGCUCAAGCGCAGAAUACUACUCGCCGAGCUACCACCGCUCCGAUUGAAGUCCAAGCUUUGAAUACAAUUCUAGAGCAGUGGCAAACUCCUGCAAACACUGACCAGUGGAAUACAACAGGAGAUCCUUGUUCGGGUGCAGCCCUUGAUGAGUCUAUUACUAUUGAUGACACUGGCUACAACCCCUUCAUAAAAUGUGAUUGUACUUAUAAUCGUAACACUACCUGCCACAUUACUGCUUUGAAGGUAUAUGCACAAGAUGCAAAAGGCGUGCUACCAGAUGAGCUCUGGAAUUUGGUCUACCUCACUAACUUGAGGCUGGGACUAAAUUACUUGACAGGCCCUAUUUCUUCAGGCAUUGGAAACUUAACUCGCAUGCAAUGGCUAGAUUUCGGUACUAAUGCAUUCUCUGGACCAAUUCCGAAAGAACUUGGUAAACUUACUGAUCUGCGAUCACUGGGUAUUGGUGCAAACAAUUUUUCUGGUUCUUUGCCAUCAGAGAUUGGAAACCUGAAAAAAUUGCAACAAUUGUACAUUGACAGUUCUGGUGCAAGUGGUGUAAUCCCUUCAACAUUUGCAAAUUUAAAAGACUUGCAGACUGUGUGGGCAUCAGACAUGGAAUUAACGGGUUCUAUACCUGACUUCAUAGGGAACUGGAGCCAACUAACAGAACUGAGGCUUGAAGGAAACUCAUUCCAUGGACCAAUACCAUCAUCAUUUUCCAAACUAACCUCAUUGCAGCAGUUGAGAAUAAGUGGCUUGUUAAAUGGGAGCUCUUCUCUGGAUUUUGUAACUAGUCUUACGUCCUUAAACAUCUUAGUUCUGAAAAAUAACAACAUCACAGGCCCCAUACCUCGUAGUAUAGGAGCACUGGAAAGUUUGACACAAUUGGACCUAAGCUUCAACAGCUUAACAGGACAAAUUCCAGACUCUGUCUUCAGUCUCAGCACUCUUGCUUACUUGUUUCUUGGAAAUAAUAGGCUUACCGGGGCUCUUCCUUCUCAGAAAAGCUCAUCUCUGACUACUAUAGAUUUGUCCUACAAUCAUCUAUCUGGGAGCUUCCCUUCUUGGGUCAGCCAAACGAAACUACAACUUAAUUUAGUUGCAAAUAAUUUCUCCGUACAAGGCUCAAACAGCAGAUCUUUGCCAUCAGGGUUGAACUGUUUGCAGAACGGAUUUCCUUGCAACACUGCUGUUGGACGUUUUUCUGACUUUGCAAUUAACUGUGGUGGUCCACAAAUUAGAGCAUCAAAUCAAGUUGUAUAUGAAAGUGGAAAGCAGACGCUUGGUCCUGCUACUUAUUUUGUGCCAAGCAGUGAUAAGUGGGCUGUCAGCAAUGUUGGAUUGCCAGCAUCAAACAACAAUGUCACUUAUACAUUUGACAGUCCGCGCCAAUUUGCUAGCCAAGACUCUGAAUUAUUUCAAACAGCUAGACUGUCAGCUGGAUCCCUACGGUACUAUGGACUCGGGCUUCAGAAUGGUAAUUACAGCGUGCUCCUACAGUUUGCAGAGAAUCAAAUUGAAGACAGUGGUACAUGGAAAAGUCUUGGAAGGCGUGUGUUUGAUAUUCUUAUUCAGGGAAAUCGGGUGGAAAGAGAUUUUGACAUACGCAAGGCGGCAGGGGGUCGUUCAUAUAGACCUGUUCAGAGAAACUAUACAGCUCGGGUGACUGAAAAUUUUCUUGAAAUACAUCUUUUCUGGGCUGGAAAAGGAACAUGCUGCAUACCUGUCCAGGGAGCUUAUGGACCUUUGAUAUCAGCUCUCAGCGUUACUCCAUUGUUUCAACCAAGACCUAUAAGCUCAACAACAAGUCAUACAGCUGCUAUAAUUGUCGGAAUAGUUGUUCCCGUUAUUCUUCUUGCGCUUCUUUCUUUGGGUGCAUGUUGGUUUUUUAAAAGAAGAAAGAGAUUGCGUGCAGCACAAGAUGAGUUGGCAGGCAUCGAUGCCAAAGCAUAUAGUUAUGCUGAACUGAAGUCAGCAACUGGAGAUUUCGACCCUUCAAACAAGCUUGGUGAAGGAGGCUUUGGAUCUGUCUAUAAGGGAAUCCUGAAUGGAAAUGUAGUUGCAGUCAAACAGCUGGCUGUAACAUCUCAUCAAGGGAAAGACCAAUUUAUAACAGAAAUAGCUACGAUAUCUGCAGUACAGCACCGAAACCUUGUAAAGUUAAAUGGAUGUUGCAUUGAUGGGCAAAAGCGUUUGCUUGUUUAUGAGUACCUAGAGAACAAGAGUCUUGAUAAAGUCUUGUUCGGAGAGAAUAAAUUGGAACUUAAUUGGGCUAAGCGCUUUGAGGUGUGCUUGGGGGUGGCAAGAGGCUUGUCUUACCUUCAUCAAGAAUCACGCCUUCGAAUCGUGCACAGGGAUGUUAAAUCCAGUAAUAUCCUGCUCGAUUCAGAUCUUAAUCCCAAAAUUUCAGACUUUGGUCUAGCCAAACUUUAUGAUGAGAAAAAGACUCACAUGAGCACUAGUGUUGCCGGCACAAUUGGAUACCUUGCACCGGAGUAUGCCAUGCGUGGCCAUCUUACAGAAAAGGUCGAUGUGUUUGCUUUUGGUGUUGUUGCUCUAGAAAUAGUCAGCGGGAGAUCCAAUCAUGUGCCCACCUUACCUAAGGAAGAGAUGUACCUUCUUGAUUGGGCAUGGCAUCUAUAUGAGAACGGAUUAGACAUAGAGCUUGUUGAUAAGAGAUUGAAAGUAUACAACAAGGAUGAGGUGAAAAGAGUGAUCGAAAUAGCAUUCUUAUGCACCCAAACAUCACCAGGGCAACGCCCUGCAAUGUCUCGUGUGUUGGCGAUGCUAUCUGGGGAUGUUGAAGUGGGAACUAUUCCAUCAAAGCCAACAUACUUGACUGAUUGGGCAUUUGAUGAUAACUCUAGUUUUAUUACCAGUGAAGCUUCAGAGUAUUCAAGAGCUGGAUAUUCUUCUACAACUACAAGUAAUUACACAACUAGUUGAGGUCUGAAUUCGCCUGCUGAUAGUGAGCCUUGUUCUCAGAGGAUCUAUCAUUUCAGUUAUUUGUAUAGUCAUUUAAGUUUGGAAAGCUGAUCGUAUAUCAGCUGAAAGUGUCAUAUAAAAACAACUUUCUUAUAUGUAAACCGCAGUAAUAUUGUUAAUGACUUUGUUUCAGUUUUUAAAUUUGGUUUGCUUGUUCAGAAAUUUUCAAUCAAUAGUCUACAUGUAUUUUGGUUUGCUUAUUCAGAAAUUUUCAAUCAAUUGUUUACAUGUAUUACGAGGGUGCUCCUUGAAAAGAAAUUUUUCAAUCAAUAGUUUAUUAAGAGUUUGAGUGUGCUA